Messenger RNA from Puntigrus tetrazona (Sumatra barb), 3082 nucleotides. It is a transcript of the gene scinla, whose product is annotated as scinderin like a. The transcript is spliced from 17 exons. Gene Ontology annotation, molecular function: phosphatidylinositol-4,5-bisphosphate binding; actin filament binding. The record is from RefSeq and is a predicted model, not a curated record. Gene Ontology annotation, cellular component: actin cytoskeleton; cytoplasm. Gene Ontology annotation, biological process: actin filament severing; actin polymerization or depolymerization; barbed-end actin filament capping. The coding region runs from base 183 to 2345 and encodes 720 amino acids. Lineage: Eukaryota; Metazoa; Chordata; Actinopteri; Cypriniformes; Cyprinidae.
AGAGAGAGUCAUUGGCUGAGGACUCGCAUCUGCCUCUCCCCUGAAAAUACUCCGAUCAUUUAAAGUCGUCUCGCAUCUGCUGAAACCUAUGAAACUGAGUCUGGACUAAAAACCAGGAGCAGCUUCUCAAAUCACAUCUGUCUUCGUCGCCUUCUGUGCAUUUCUUAGACCAGGAAGGAAUCAUGGUUUGCCACAAGGAGUUCCAGAAUGCAGGCAAGCAGCCUGGUCUGCAGAUUUGGAGGAUAGAGAAUAUGGAUCUGAAACCUGUCCCCAAACAACUGCUGGGAAACUUCUUCACUGGAGAUGCCUAUGUUGUCCUUUACACCACUCCUGCUCCAUCCUACAAUGUCCACAUGUGGUUGGGUAAUGAGUGCUCUCAAGAUGAAAGUGGAGCAGCUGCCAUCUUUGCUAUGCAGCUGGAUGAUCAUCUGGGUGGAGCACCAGUCCAGUACCGUGAGGUUCAGAACAACGAAUCUGUCACUUUCAUUGGCUACUUUAAAACUGGAAUUAAGUACCAGCAAGGUGGUGUGGCCUCUGGAUUCCAGCACGUGGUGACUAAUGACAUGAAUGUGAGGCGCCUGCUUCAUAUUAAGGGGCGACGUGCCAUUCGUGCCACAGAGGUGAAAAUGUCUUGGGCCAGCUUCAAUCACGGAGACUGCUUCAUCAUUGAUCUCGGCAAGGACAUCUAUCAAUGGUGUGGCAAUGAAAGCAACCGUUUUGAGCGGUUGAAAGCCUCCGAGGUGGCUAUUGGCAUUCGUGAUAAUGAGAGAAAUGGGCGUGCCAAGCUGCAGAUGAUUGAGGAUGGUACUGAGCCAGAGGCUGUCCUUGCUGCUCUUGGGCCUAAGCUCAACAUCCCAGCAGGAAGCCCUGAUGAUGAGACAACUGACAGAAGCAAUCAGAAAAAGGGCGCACUAUACAUGGUGUCUGAUGCUGCAGGCUCUAUGAAGACAUCUCUGGUGUCCGAGGUAAGCCCUUUCAGACAACAAAUGCUCAAUCCCACUGAGUGCUUCAUCCUAGACAAUGGAGCAGACAGCAAGAUCUUUCUUUGGAAAGGGUCAAACGCAAACCCUGAGGAACGUAAGGCAGCCAUGAAGGUAGCUGAGCAGUUUAUCAAAGACAAGAACUACCCUAAAAACACACAGAUCCAGGUUAUGCCCGCCGGAGGCGAGACCAUACUGUUCAAGCAGUUCUUCAGUAACUGGAAGGAUAAGGAUCAAACCACAGGUCCCGGCCAGGCCUACAGCAUUGGCCGCAUUGCCAAAGUUUCACAGGUUCCCUUUGAUGCCUCCAGUCUCCACUCCAACAAAACAAUGGCUGCCCAGCAUGGCAUGGUGGACGAUGGCUCCGGCAAGGUCCAGAUAUGGCGCGUAGAAGGCGGGGACAAAGUUCCUGUGGACCCUUCCAGCUAUGGGCAGUUCUAUGGAGGAGACUGUUACCUGAUUCUCUACACCUAUCGCCAGGGAAGCAGAGAGCAACACAUUAUAUAUACCUGGCAAGGACUGAAGUGUACACAAGAUGAGCUGGCUGCCUCAGCUUUUCUAACAGUCAAGCUGGAUGAUUCUAUGGGAGGGUCGCCUGUCCAGGUACGUGUCACUCAAGGCCAGGAACCGGCCCAUUUGAUGAGCCUGUUCAAAGGGAAACCCAUGGUCAUCCACAUGGGUGGGACUUCACGAAAAGAUGGUCAAAGUCAGGCUGGCAAUACACGCUUUUUCCACAUCCGCCAGAGCUCCACCCGUACGACACGCGCUGUGGAGGUGGAACCGACUGCAUCUAAACUGAACACUAAUGACGUGUUUGUGCUGAAGUGCCCCGGCGGUCUCUUUCUGUGGAAAGGGGUGGCUGCUUCAGAGGAAGAAAUGGCUGCUGCUAAAUACGUCUGCAGCUUCCUCGGAGGCAGUGCCACGGAAAUAUCAGAGGGAAAAGAGCCGGCUGGGUUUUGGACAGCUUUGGGUGGGAAGAAGGAUUAUCAAACUUCGAAAAGUCUGCAGAAAACUGUCAAAACUCCACGUCUCUUUGGUUGCUCCAACAAGACUGGACGUCUAAUUGCUGAAGAAGUGCCUGGAGAUUUUACUCAGUCUGAUUUGGCCACUGAUGAUGUCAUGCUGCUGGACACCUGGGAUCAGGUCUUUGUUUGGAUUGGUAACGAUGCCAAUGAGGUGGAGCGGAAUGGAGCAGAUAAAAUAGCCAAAGAGUAUGUGGAUUCUGACCCCUCCGGUCGUCGUGGCACCCCGGUCGUCACUAUCAAGCAAGGCUUUGAGCCCCCAACCUUCACUGGCUGGUUCCAGGCGUGGGACGCAAAGAUGUGGAACACCGACCCACUGGAUCGCAUCCGCGGUCGUUUCUAAAAGCACGCGCAUUAAGACACGCAAACCAUUAUAUACUUUUGCGUAGCUUUCAGAAUACUCACCUCUUGUGUUUCAUGCAUUGGUGGUCUAUAAAGGAUGCAGAUGGAAACACAGUAUGCAAUAACGGGGACGCUUAAUUUCUAGCGAUUGUCGUCGAUUUGAUUACAUAGAGCAUCUCUGCAUAAAAAUGAAGUGUUUAAUCUCGUCAUUAUACAUUACUAUCUCUCUAUUCUCCUGUUAGAUAGAUUGCGUCAGUGCUUUGACACAGUCUGUAUUGUUAAAAGCGCUACAUAAGUGAUUGAUUGAUAAUGUUGCAUGUUAAACCAUUAUGUCCUGUAUUUUGCUACUAUUAAUGACCUUUUGCCUUGUUCACUUCUACACAUUGACUUUGCCUUUUUUAUACAAUUACACUCUUUAUAUUUUCUUUUAUAUACUUUGGUAUUCCAGUGACAUUUUCGACUGUAUGGUCUUUAGGAUUUUUAAAAGAAUAUUAAAAUAAAAUGGAAAAUGUUGUUUUUUUUAUAUAAGCAAGACUAUAACAUUUGUUUGUAUUCGACAACUUGCUGCCAUUUGAUUACUAAAAACUGUACACGUGUAUGGAUUAUGCCUCAUAAACUGGCGAAUUGAAAUAUCUGAGAGAAUAUACUGUAGUUGCUGAAAAUGAUUUUAAUGUAUCUCUACAGUUAUAGCUAUCCCAGUAUAUAAUAAUAACAGCAAUAAAAAACUUUUUCAAAUAC